This is a messenger RNA of Aphanomyces invadans, 735 nucleotides long. RefSeq lists its product as hypothetical. The record is from RefSeq and is a predicted model, not a curated record. Gene Ontology annotation, cellular component: Golgi apparatus; endoplasmic reticulum. Gene Ontology annotation, molecular function: protein-cysteine S-palmitoyltransferase activity. NCBI's taxonomy places the organism in Eukaryota, Oomycota, Saprolegniomycetes, Saprolegniales, Verrucalvaceae. The transcript is spliced from 3 exons. The coding region runs from base 46 to 657 and encodes 203 amino acids. Gene Ontology annotation, biological process: protein targeting to membrane; peptidyl-L-cysteine S-palmitoylation.
CCCCGAUCAAUCAAGGAUAUCCACAAGGCAUUUUCCGCACAAACCAUGGACGCGGCGAAGGAAGAAGAGGCGGCGACGUUCCUGGAUGGAAACAAGUCGGACAGAUUCAUUUGGAUCGAACCUGCCUUCCACCGCGGCAAGUCGCUCGUCGUGCGCACGAGUAAAUCCGUGUGUGGGUUUGGCCCCCGGUGGUGUUCGGUUGGCCCGCAUUGGCCGAUCAUGCUCGUGACAUUCGUUGCCUUUGCGGGGUUUGCAUGCUUCACAAGUUAUGUUGUGUUGACUAGUUCAGAGGUUUCUUGGACGGAAGCGAUCGGUGGGAUCUUGCUCCUCUUGAGUUCACUCGUGUCGUAUGGACUUGUGGCAUGCAUUGAUCCCGGUGUCAUGCCGUAUUCCCCGAUGCUGAAGCACCCCACCGACAGCUACUGCGACUACUGCGCAUCCUUCCGACCAACAGGAACGACCCACUGCUCCGAGUGCCAAGUGUGCAUUUUGGACUACGACCACCAUUGUCCGUGGACUGGCAAGUGCAUUGGCAAGUACAACUUGCGCUACUUUUACCUUUGGCUCAUCACCCUUGUAAUUUCGUUUGUGUUCGAAAUGAUCGAACUGACCAAGUAUUUACUGCCGCCCCUGUCGUCGUCGCCACCAUCGCAUUAACCACGGCUUGACUAAAAUGGCUGUUCUUUAUUCAUGCAAAAUAUGCACUGAUCUCAAUCUCGUAUUUCUUCUGUCGCG